AUGCUAAAAACAACCCUACGGCCCUCCUGUCUCCAACCUCAGCCCAACUGUGCAGGCCCCAGCAGAGUUGACCCAAAUCCUCACAUUAUUAAGAAUUCCAAGGCUGACCCUGCAGAAGGCAAAAGCUGUUUGGCAAGGCUGCAAGGAACGGGAAAUGAUAGUAGCCAUGGAGAGCAGGAAAGGAAAGAGUCAGCCAGAGAAAACCUCCAGAAGGAACCUUGGAGAGCUAAUGGGAAUGUCCUCCCCCACAAAAGCAACGACAAGAGGCCGUGGUCCAAUGAGAAAGGAGACUCUUCGUGGCCUGUUUCUGAUGGGAUGGAUUCUGGGAUUAACAACAGGGACCAUCAAAGUCAAGAAUGGAAAGUGGUGAAAGUGAAACGAGUUCUGCUUUCUCUGGCUGAUGAACCUAGGAAAGCAAAUAUCUCAAGAAGUGCAAGCUUGUCUGAAACAGAGCUGAAGGAAGCCAAAGAGAGGAGCCAAAGAAUUGUUGCUCAGUUGACCAAUCCCCCAAGUUCCAAUUCCAAAGGAGUCCUGCUGUUUCACAGACGCAAGCAGCGAGUGAAUGCAUUCACCUUAGGAGCCCCAAAGCCAACCAACCCAGAACGAGGAGCUGCGGAGAAAGACCCCAAAGCUGUCACUCAACCUUGCACUCUGAGCCAUGGAGAGGAAUCACAUCUGAAGCAGACUCCGAAACUGAACAAGAAGCUGAACGCUUCAUUCUGCCUCAAGAAUUUUGGACGCUGGGGGCAAAAAGUCACCAUGGAAAAAUACGAGGAGGAACUGGGUGUGGAACAUCCCCUAGACAAUGCACAGGGCCUUCCUUGGAAUAAGGAAAAGAGUGAGAUGAUUCUUUAUUCAACAAAUGCAACAUCCUCCAAAGAUAUUCCAGAGGAAGAAUUUCAGCAGAUCCCACUCAGUGUAUACCUUAAAGAGAAUACGACAACUUCAACCAAUGGAAUACAUGAGCCUCUCACUGAGUUUGAAAAAAUGCCUAUGGUUGACCAAGGACCAGUUAUGGGCAAUACAGAAAAUAUCCCAGGUAAGACUGAGGAUGAGGCUACCCCUAACAUUGAGAAAAAAGAUACCAUUCUUGAAAAAGAACUGUAUCUUCUGCAUAUGGAUCAGGAAAAUAAUGUUCUCGAUAAAGAACCAUAUCUACCCAUAGGUAGUGAGAAAAACAACAAUAUCCCUGACAAAGAUCUGUACGCAGCUGUCAUUGAUAGGGAGAAUAAUAUUGUCUUCAACAAGACACUGAAUGAACCAGUCAUUGACAGAAAGGAAAAUGGAGAGGUGCCCUACAUGGAACAGGAUGAGUUAGUCACUGAAAAUGAGAACCUUUUUCCCACCGCUGACACCGGAAAAGCCACCGAUGUAUGUCUUAAUGAAGCCAGCACACAAAAUCAUAGGCAGUACUGUGAAGUGCGCCUGACUUUGUCUAAGCCCCAACCAGUGAAGAACCGAACUGCAAGACCUUUUGGCACUCAGUCACUAGCUAAAAUCCUCUCGCCAGCAGAGAAGGGCCCAGUGGCGGAGAUUCCUCCACCGCCCACCUAUGCAGAAACAUUUUCCAGCCCUCCUCCGGUGACGAGGGUCAGGUCACCUCCAGCUUACUCAGCGCUGUAUCCUAGUCAAGAACAGAAAAUCCUGGUCCCGCCUGAAAUUAGGCCCAAAGACAGCAGCCCAGGACCUCAAUUCAGAGAGGACAAAGCACCUCCUCCAGAUAAAACGGGCAUUCUGGAGGAAUCUGCAGCCCGCAGAACACCUAAGAAGUCCAUGUUCACCUUUGUUGAGAAGCCAAAAGUGGGUCCUAAUCCAGAUCUUUUGAAUUUAGUACAGACCUCAGAUAAUAAAAAGAAGCAGAAAGGACAAGGAGGAGCAGUUCCUGAAGACGAAUCGUUUGCAUUGGGUGCCGAUGCCUCUAACUUUCUAACUGAAGAUAGAUCGUUACAUGGACCCACUCAGUCCCUUGGAGAUCCUCCACCAGAGUGGUCUUCGUGUUUAAGAUCACCAAAAAUACAGCCUAAACCUAAAAUAAGUUCCAACCAGAGCCUAUCAGAGGCGAAAGGAAAGGGGGCAGAACUGUUUGCCAAGAGGCAAUCAAGAAUGCAGAAGUACGUCAUUGAAGCCCCGUCACAUCCAGAUAUAGCAAGAUCACCUUCACCUACUAUGUCUCUUCCUCCAUCCUGGAAGUAUACUUCAGAAACUCAUCUCUCCCCUGUGGCAUUCCAACCUACCCUCAAAAGUCCCUCAAGAUCUCCAAAAGGUCCUCCUGUAUCUUUCUACAACAGCAACUUGACAGAAAGCCAGCUCUCCAAAAAGGACAUCUCCAAGCAACAGCCUUACCAGCUUCAGUCUCCCUUGUUUGUUCGUUCCCCAGUCAAAGAGCCCAUGAGAUCAGUAGUCCCUGAAGGGGGUUAUAUGAGACAGGCUUCUUCCUCUACUUCGCCCUUGGCAUCUUCUCCUCUGUUGUACCCACCUGUCCAGCCCAGCCCAAGCAGAACAUUGCCUGGCCUCUUCGCUCCGUUACCUGGAAACAUGUUUCCAUUUCAGAAGAUCAGAGCAAAUGCUGAAACAUCCCCAGAGGCAUCGUUUGAUUACUCUUCCAAAAUUUUGUCUCCAAGAGCUAAAGGGGUGUUCCAAGCUCCAAGACCAUCUUACUCCACCAAGAAUGCAGGGAUUGAGCCUCAGGAAAGAAAAACAUCCCUGCCUGCUUCCCCGACGUGGACUCCACAGCUGAUAAGGCGACCAUCCAGCAGCAUAGAGGGCUGGAUGAGCCCAGCUCAAACUCCAGAAUCUGAGGGUGGACUUGUCGAAGCCUUUCGAGCAGCCCACGUUAUGACUCCACCUCCUCCCAUGUCUCCAUCCUGGAGCGAAAGGUCUCUGUCCCCAUUUCGACAGGAGAUUGACCAAAAGUCCAGCCGACAGAUGCAGGUGCUGUUGGCAAGAAAUAUCAUAAAUGCUGCCCGGAGAAAGAGCUCUUCUCCCAAACUCACUGGAGUAGAAAACUUCAGACCCUUCACACCCCCUGUCACUUGCCCCAAUGUGUCAUCCACUGGUGGAAGCCCUAAGAACAGGAGUACUCAUUCUCCAAGCCCACUUCAGUCCCCCAAGCCGACAGGAAUGGAUGGCUACAGAUGUGCCUCCCUCCCUGUCUCAGCUGCCCCACCACAGGCCAGUGCAUCAUCAAACAACAGCCCCAGGUUGCUAGGCAUCAAAUCUCCAAGCCCACUACAGUCACCAAAAGCAGGGAGGAUGAAUGGAAACAAAUGCUUCAUGCUGCCUACUAGAACUGGAGCACCCCAGUUCGUUGUCUCAACAAACCACAAUGGCCCAAGUAUAAUGGGCACUCAUUUUGAAUCACGCAAGGAUCCAGAGCCACUUCAGGAACCCACAAUCAUGGCUAGCCAUAAGGCCUUCUCAUUGCCAGCAAACACCAGUGGGAUUUCACACACCAGUCCAAAAAACCUGGAUGCUUCUUCUCCCCUUCUCCAAAGUCCCAUGAUGACAACAUGGUCCCCAGUGAAGCGCUCCACUUCCAUGUCCCCCACCAACUCAGAGGCCUCCGUGGACUCUGACUGCUCUGGGGUCAAGUCACCUAGCAUCCGCAGCUUCAAUAUUUGUCCACGAGGCUGGAAUGGCAGCCUGAGGCUGAAACGGGGUAGCCUCCCAUCAGAAGCAUCCUGUACCUCUUAAACAAGGGCCAAGAGAUGUGAACCAAAAAAAGAUUGUGAAAACUGUUGCCAGAGUAUUUGUGCAGGUCCAUACAUGCAUAAUCCUGCCAACCUAAUUAAGGAAGACACUCAUCUGUGAAGAUGUAUAACACCUUCUCUCCAAGUUGGCCACUUCUUGAAGACUUUGAAGAAGAGAAUUUAUGAGAAACAUUUCUCAUACAAAGGAGAAGUGUGAUUCAGCUUCUGUUUCUGGAAGGCAUCCGUUUCCACAGGAUCUUUGUUAGCUUCCUCCUUCUCUCUUGAGAGACAUGCUUGACUUUCCCAGGUUUUGCUUUCUCUUUCUCAGCUGGACUGGAGACAUGAUGAUUUCUUUGCUUGGGGAAGAUUAAGACACAUCUGACUGCUUUUGUUCCCUCUGAGAAAUAUCCUGUAGGAGGACACAGAGCCCUUGACAGAAUCUUUGAUGACUCUUAAAUCCAUGUUUUACCUAAAACAAUUAAGCCCAUGUUUCACAUAAAACAAUGGAUUUAGCUCUACUUUGAUAGAGCUAAUCUUCAGUUGGCUUCCAUUCCAACCUCCUGAGGCUUGAAGAAACCAGGAGAAAAAAAUACGAGCCAGAAGCCCAUUCAGAAGUUGUUGUUGGUGCUUCAUCUCCACAGCAUACUUUUCCUCCAAACAUACAGAUUGACUUUAUAUAAACCAAAUGAAAUGAAAGAAGGUUGUUUUAAAGCCUUUUUGUUCUCUGGACUAUUGAAGGAUGGAUUACAAGAGGAUGAAGGACUGAUCCAAGCUACAACCCAAAUACUUCUGCACCCACAUUAGAAGACACCACGUAGGAAUAUAAGAUGUAGGAACUUCCAAGCUUUCUGGAAACCAAAGCCAGCCAGUCUGGGAUUGUGACAAUGAGGAUCCACAUGGGUUUCCAGUUAACAUGCAGCGAUGGAGGCCUGUUCCCAGAGUGUAUCCAAAUGACUUCAGAACUCCUGCCCUGAUUUCAGGUUCUGAAUGCCCAGUGAGCAAAGGUUCUGGUACUGCAAGUCACCAGCAGAGAGGUCUUCUGAUCUCUUCUAUUUCUUUCUAGUUUAGUAGAUAUCUGGGACGCUAUCCAAGCUAUCCAAGAUCUCCCUCUGGGGAGGAGAUUCACAGCAUGUCUUAGUUUCUUAAGCCCCAAAUAAUGCCUCUUCUGCCAACUCUUCUUUCAGCACCUGGAGGAAGCUACCUUUGGAUGCUUCUUGCAUAAUGGUUGGAAACAAUAGAUGGAAAAGUGAGCUCCACCUCUACAAGGGUCAGGAGCAGUAUCCCAGAAAAGUUAGUUGUAUCUAAGAGUAGGGAAGCUCAGCAGAGCUAUUAUUCCCUAACACAGCCGCUCUCAGAAACUUCAUGGGUCACUUAUAUUUUCACCUAUAUCUAUCUCAGCCCCUAGACAUGCAGGCGAGGACACAAAGGCUAAAGUAGUAUCCCUACUUGGGUGGGACAGAUUUGCAUUCAGAAUAACAUUCCACACUAGGAAAGGAAAAGUGAGGGGCUGUUAUCUAUUUUAAAACACACAAAAGGACCAAGAUAUACAUAAGCCAGGUUCUAUAUGGAUCAACCAUCUCAGGUCCCUAUCCUUGCAAUCUACCGAGAAGGACUGCCUAUCAGAAUAAAUAGCAGACAAACCCAAUAGGCUAAAUUCCCUUCCAAUUUUCCUCUUUGCUUUAUCCCCCAGUACUGUCUGUGCCUCAUAGCAGCAUCUACAAGGCAUAGUACUGUGUCUGGUAUCAGCAUCUAUCUAUUUACACCAUCUGUAUGACCUGACGCAACUUCUGAUCUAUCUCUGAUAAG
This is a messenger RNA of Pseudonaja textilis, 5495 nucleotides long. RefSeq names its product synaptopodin (gene SYNPO). Gene Ontology annotation, molecular function: actin binding. Lineage: Eukaryota; Metazoa; Chordata; Lepidosauria; Squamata; Elapidae. Gene Ontology annotation, cellular component: nucleus; spine apparatus; Z disc. Gene Ontology annotation, biological process: modification of dendritic spine; positive regulation of actin filament bundle assembly; spine apparatus assembly. The record is from RefSeq and is a predicted model, not a curated record.